AUGGAACGACAAAAACCAAAUAUUCAUAAUCGUUAUGAGAAUACUGACGCAUACGAUAAACAAAUUUCAGACGAUGAAGCAUUUUUUUCUAAAACAAUUGGACGAUGCCAACAUACAAAUUGGGAUGUUUGUGAAAAUGUUCGUUUACAAGAAUUGACAGAAAUAAGAGAAAGAUCAGUACAAAUGGAAAAGACAAUGAGAUGGUGGUCUGAUUGUACAGCUUCAUGGAGAGAAAAAUGGAAAACAGUAAAAAAAGAAAAAAAUGAGGCUAGAGAAGAAAUUGAACAAUUGAAAAGGCAAUUAGAAGUUAUGACAGAUUUAUAUGAAAAAGAAAAAGCUAAAAAUGAAGAACUAGAAAAAAAAAUACAUGAACUUGAAAAUAAAUGA
Messenger RNA from Strongyloides ratti, 387 nucleotides. RefSeq lists its product as hypothetical. NCBI's taxonomy places the organism in Eukaryota, Metazoa, Nematoda, Chromadorea, Rhabditida, Strongyloididae. The coding region runs from base 1 to 387 and encodes 128 amino acids. The transcript has 2 exons. The record is from RefSeq and is a predicted model, not a curated record.